GCCAAUUGCAGACUUCAUCUCCAGCAAUGACAAACCUCAACAGGCUCCAUGAGCUUCACUCUGAGCAGAAACUGCAGACAAUUCGUCUUAAAAGAUAUCAAAUUUUCAAAGAAUCGUUUUAAAAGGUAGUUAAUUGGGUUUUAAUUUCCAUUAUGGAUAUAAAGCGCGCUACUGCUCUAAAUGAGGUUAUGAGGAUCGCAAGAAGGAUAUGGGAGAAUUUCCACUGAGAUGUUCGUUGGUGUCUGCGCUGCUCGCUGGGCUGAUUGGAAAUUUCAGUGGAAGUAUUAGUAGAGGAAGACGCUUCCUGUAACCGCGUAUCGCACAUAUAAUGGAGUAACAGAAAGGAGGGGGCGCAGAAAACUUGACACAGCCUUCAAGUGAUGGUCAGUCAACUCGCGCAGACUUUACACUUCAGGUGCGCCUGUUAUUUUUGAUCCUCACCAGGGACGACUGGCCACUAUACCGGAGAGAAACUUUAAAUAGUGAGCUUCAACCUGGACAGACGGCUCUGCGGCUUCAGCGAGGACGCACGGUGGAUUUGGGCCAUUUUUGCUCUUUGCGCGCUCUCUGUGCUCCGUGACGGCGGAUGACCGCGGAUGCUGGGAGACACGUCACUUCUAAAGUUUUAUCUCAAGACAAAUAAGCCCCAAGAGCAGACGUCCGAACGGGAACUAUACCAAAUAAUUUCUUUCUUUUUCAUAAACAAGCAGGGCUCUCUAUUUUUUUAAAAAGGUACAGAAAACUCUACGUUUGACUGAAAUAAUUUUGGGGAUGCUCCUGUCUGCAUUUGCUUAAAACUGCCCUAAGCUUUGAUUUACUUAAAGAGCUCUCGGAAAGUCUCACUAAAUGCUUGUAAAGCAUGGUCCUCAAUAACAUCCUUGUCAAUGGAAGCGUUUUGAAAGUGUUGGAGUGCAAGAUUUACAUCUUCUGGUGGUUAUUUUCCAUUUGAACUCAAUAGGUGCCACUGAAAUAAAAGCUUCUUCUUACUUUGCGGGAACUAUGAGCGGACCGCGCAGCCACACCAUCAUGGGACUGCUGUUACUGAUGUGCGCGCUGACCGAGCACGUCUGCGAGAGCGCGCCCUCCACUGUGCCCGUGGUGCGCGGUGACGCGCGGCCGGACUUGAGGCGGAUGCAACACAUCAUGAGGCACGUGGAGGACAACCGGGGACGACACCAUAGCGCAAAAACGGAAGCCCCGGGGCUCACGGAGAGCUCCUACGCCGAGCAGAGGGACUUUCGCAACAAGGCAGACAAAGGGAACCAAUCUGUCGUUAUAUUUCCCAGAGAUCUGAGAAAGAAAGAGAAGUUCAUAAAACACAUAACAGGUCCUCUUUUCUUCAGUCCAAAGUGCAGGAAGAUGGUGUACAGAGUUUACCACCACACCAGAGACUGCACAAUACCUGCGUACUUCAAAAGAUGUGCACGACUACUCACGAGGCUGGCAGGAAGCCCACAGUGCACGGAGGGGUAGCAGCGCACACAAGGCUGAAAACAAAGCUCCAGAAGAAAAAAUAAACACUUUGGAGAUAAAAGUGCCUCGGACAGUUAAAGGAUAGCCUAAAUCUGAGAAGCCUGACAGAUAUUAGGCAAAGAAUUGUCCUUCACUCAGGUCCUUUCAGCUGAGGCGUGGACUGCUGCCAACCAUUACACUGUUUGGACCUUGAAGGCCAGCUGUCAUGACCAUGGGAGCAACAAGACCUGGACUGGUGUGGAGAUGAUGAAAGUGGGGACUGGACAUAGAAAAAGUGACUGAGAAAGAAAACAGGGGCCUUUAUGUCUUCGCUGGAAUCCAAAAAUAUGUUCCUGAAACAAAGAAAACCACUAUUUUUCAAUGAUCUGCUUUCAGCAAUUAGUUUUCUUUUCCAGUUUGAGUUCAUCAAUUCUGCUGCAGCAUUUAGAGACCAGUCGCACUGCAGGAUCGUCUGAUGUGUUUUCAUAAUUAUGGGUAGACGUGAGCGGAACUCAAAAAGUUACCAACUUCUUGCUUAACUGUGGCAACAUUUGACAAAAAUGUAAUUCCUGUAUUUAAAUCUACACAAAUAAUAAUUUCUUGUAAAUUCAAGUACAGUAUAAAAAGCAAAUAUGCAGUUAUUUGACAAAGCUUUACACAUCAGAAUGAAAAUUAGAACUACAGAUUUGAUCAAUAUUUAAAGUUUUUCAUCUGAAUGCAACCUUAGAUGACAUCAAAUUUGUUUCCAUUAGUACUUCAAAUAAAGAUAAAAUGCUAAAUCUCCUUAUAGAAGCUAAUUACACCCAUAGUUCUUUAUUAUAAAAAGCAAAUCAAAUGAGUUUGGAGUUUGCUGGUAUAAUUUAGAAGAGUGAUGAGAUGACAUCAUGAAUGAAUAGGCAGAACUAGAAACAUCUGAUCUACCUUCUUCUGGUUAGAUGAUAACAAAACAAGAGAAUACACACACCUGAUCCUACUGUUAGGUAGGAUGGUGGAUUUAAAAGGAUUUGGGUUUUUCAUCCAUCUAUUUUCCAAAACCACAUUCUUCCCCUUCAGGGUCACAGGGAUGCUAGAGUGAAUCCCAGCUACUGUCCAUUGCUCCAUUGCAAGGCCUGAUCACAAACAUUAAAGUAAAAAAAAAAAAAAAAAAAAACAGGAAACAGAACAAUGAGUUGAGCAAAUCCAACAGGGCUGCUGAAAAAGAGCAGAUUCCUGUGUUAAUAACACUGAUUAGGAAGCUGUGGUCCCUCCUCAAGACAGCUGCAUGAGGAGAAACUCAAGAGAUCAUGUAAACAUAGGGAAGUAUUUGUCCCAAAAGCAUAAAAUCUCAUUAACUUUAUUCCAAUUUAUGUUUUUCAUUUUCUUUUUGGGUUUUAAAGUGAGAGGUAACGUUUUUUAUUUAAAGAAAAUGCAGAAAUGAUUUGUUUUUCUUAUCCAAGGCUGCAGAAAAUACCCUAUUAAUUUACAAAAUAUGAUGUGUAAAUCUUUGACAUAAUAUGGUUUUUUACACAACUUUCAGUCCAUUUCAACAGAAAUACCACAGUAAGUCAAGACAAAUCCAUCCAGCUUCCAUCAAUGAUUAAAGGAUGUUAAAAAAAUGUAAAAAGUAAAUAUAUUUAAAUAAAUUAUGAGAUUGAUAGAAAUGGGAGGAGUAUUUUUUUGUUUGCAUUCCCCUCUUAAAUGUAAGAAUGUACCGGAAUGAUCACAUGACCAGACUAAGUCCUGGGACUUCAGAUCUGGUGGACUUCACUGCUGCUUCACACAGAGCCGUUAAAAAAGGAGAUGAAUCUCAGAGAGCAAAGUGUUUCUUUGGAAUAAAUGUUGAU
Molecule: messenger RNA, 3275 nt
Organism: Oryzias latipes (Japanese medaka)
Lineage: Eukaryota; Metazoa; Chordata; Actinopteri; Beloniformes; Adrianichthyidae
Gene: alkal2a
Product: ALK and LTK ligand 2a
Biological process (GO): positive regulation of ERK5 cascade; positive regulation of ERK1 and ERK2 cascade
Molecular function (GO): receptor signaling protein tyrosine kinase activator activity; receptor tyrosine kinase binding
Source: RefSeq, a predicted model, not a curated record